UGUCAACAAAAGAUGGACGUUCAGGAAGAUGGAAGACAUAGAGAGCACUAAGACUUCAGACGAGAUCAUCAAUGAGCUGUUCAGUUCUCUGAACGUACCACUGUCACCCAAGCCUUGUGAAGAGGAGUGCAAGAACAAACAGCAGAGGGAGGAGAGUACAGAGCCUGAGGUCCCACCUGCGUCAGACAACAGUGAGGAUGAGGACAGUGACUCGAGGUCUAGCGCAAGCGAGGAGGUCAAGCAUGAGGAGGUCCAAGUGAUCGAAGCUGGCAGUCAGGAGAUGGAGAAGGCAGAGCGUCACAGGUCCUCCAAGAAGAAGAAGGACAAGAAGAAAAAGAAGAAAAAAAAGAAGAAGAAAGAAGAGGGUGGUAGCAAGCACAAGCACAAGAAGAAGAGGAAGAAGGAUGCCGAGAAGGAGCACAAUGGCCGAGAGGAAGCGAAGGGGGCGGAAGAAGGGCCGGAGGGUAAGCAGGCAGAGGAGGAGGAGGAGCAGCAGAAGGAGAAGGAGAAGGAGAAGGACAAGGACAAGGAGAAGACCCAGCCGCCAACCCCAGAGGACAAGAAGUCAGAGAAAUUGCCGUCCCAGUCAGAAAGUCCCAAGAGGCCAGAGAAAGUCCCCAAGAUGGCCGAGUCAGAAAAUAAACUCAAGCGCAAGCUGGCGGUGGAGGCAGAGACCAGAGAGGAGUCUAGCAGGAAACAUAGAAAAACAGAUCACUCAAGGUCUUCCAGAUCGUCCUCGCCUUCCAAGUCCCGUUCCCACACAAGGACCAGCCGUCGCUCACGCUCCAGGUCGGCCGGUAGAGGUCACAGCAGAUACUCCAGGUCCAGGUCCAGGUCUAGGUCAAAGCCACACAGCUACUCACGGUCACACUCUAGAAGCCACAGGAAGUCGAGGAGCAGAUCCCCAUUUGCAUCAGACAGGCGGAGGAGAAAACGUUCUUCGAGGUCGUACUCUAGGUCAGCUUCCCCCAAGCGCUAUAAGAGACGGAGGUCAUCUAGGUCACGCUCCAAGUCUCCCUCCGGUAGGUCUUCCUCGAGCCGUCGCUCAGGGAGCAGGUCCAAGUCUCGAGCCAAGGUACCAUACCCCCGGGAGGUGUGUGACCUGCUGGACAAGGCCAGGGAAAGGGUGGGGCGAGUGGAUGCCUCCAAGGCCCAGAGCACAGCCAGCAUAGACGUGAGCAGCAUCCCCACCCCUGGUCCCACCACCAUCCUCCGGCCGCAGGGCACGCUCAGCGACAUCAUUGCCCUGGACAGCAUUCCUCUACCCAUUCCCCCUCCCGCUGCCCCAGACCCUAGCUCUAUCCCUCUACCUCAGCCCCUUGGGCAUUCCGAUGAGGCACUCAAGAAGGAUGCCCAUCCCAAGGGCAUAAAUGGCAUUGGACUGGACCUUGAGACCAUCCCAGUUCCUGCACCUACCAAUAUGUCUCUGCAAAAGGACCAAGACAGUGCCAGGGCAGAUGUGGCCAAGGGGAAGCAAGAAGAAGGAGCUGAAAAGAACAAGGCCAAAACUAUCAUCAUCAAAAGCUUGAAGGACAGCCUCGUCUUCCUCCAAGCGCAAGAGGAAGCAGAGAGGAAGGCAAAGGAAAAUGCUGAACUCGAAGAGGAGGGGAAAACAGUGGGGCACAGUGCAGAAGAUGAGGAUGAGGAGAAGGAGGAGGAAGAUAAGGAGGAGGAGGAGGAGGAGGAAGAGGAAGAGAAGCAAGAGAAAGAGGAACAGGAGAGGAAAGACGGGGAAGAGUUGAGGGAAAGAGAGGAAGAAGGAGAAAAAGAGGACGAGGAGGAGGAGAUAAAAGAGAUGGAAAUAAAAAGAAGUGAGGGGAAGACCAACGACCCAUCCAGCGGUUCAGAUACGAAGAGUGAACCAGCUUGUGCCAUUGACAUAGGAAAGGUCCUGAAGGAGACAAGAGAAAAGAUAGAGAAGAAUGGAAAAGCUGAUAAGGAUGGUGCUAAAGUCAAGACAGAGGAGAAGGAAGAAACCUUAAAUGGCAUGGAAGAAGGAGAGAUCGCCAGUGAGGAGGAAGAGCCGCAAGAGAAAUCGCAAAGCAAGCCCCACAAGAAGAAGUCGAAAAAAGACAAGGACAAACACAGAGACAAACGGAAGUCUAAGAAGGAAAAGGACAGGAACAAGGAGGACAAGAAGAAAAAGAGAAGGGAGCGAGAACGGAGCAGGUCCCGGACCCGCGAGCGAGCCAAGUCGCGGAGUAGGUCACGGAGUCACGACAGAGGGAGGUCACAGACCAGGUCGAGGACCCACGAGAGGGGCAGAUCGAGGAGCAGGUCACGGUCAAGGGAGAGGCACAAGUCAAGAAGACAUUCAAGUCGUUCAAGAGAUAGAUCGUCCAGAGUGCGACACAAGAGUCGUUCUAGGUCUCGCUCACGUUCCAAAUCCCACAGUCAUAGAAAACGGGAUAGUGUCAACGAUUUGAGAGAUAAGGUGACCCGUAAGAGGCUGUUGGAAAUAGCCCGCCGCAACGCUGUGUACCUCAUGCAGAACGGCUGCCUCCCCCCCAGUGUGGAGCAGGAGCAGCUGGUCAAGAUCAAGGCGGGCGGGAAGAGUGUCGAGGAGCUCACCAAUUUCUGCAAGCAGCUGGUGGCAACGGGGAACUAUAGUGACGUUGACCUGAGUGAACCUUCCCUAAGCUCGGGGGACGACAAUGAGAACUCAGACAAGCCCUUCAGCAACACCAGACACCCCUUCAGUGUGAGGGACUCCAAACCUAUCCUCAUGAAUAUUAGGAAUGCCCCCAUGCUGCCCACCAAGACCAACGCUGAGCGACUGGCUGACCAAGCCAAGUUGCGCGAACAGUUCCCGGUGUCGAGUGGCUCCCAACAUCGCACCAAGGGGGAGCUGACAGCCACCGAGGGGAAGCUUCUCACAGAGAGCAGCUGGGUGCCAGUGUCUCCCAAGGAGAAGAAAGAAGGAGAGGACAAAGUGUUCCCAGAGCCAGAACCCGUGCAGGCGGUGGACAUCUCACAGAUAGUGUCGACACGGCUGAGUGCAAUGAGGAAGCUGCAGGACAACCCGCACGACAUUGAAGCCAUCAAAGCCUUGCACAACGUCCAAAAAGAAAUGCAGAACUGGGCCCUGAGCAAACAGGAACCGGGCCAGUUCACAGGCUCAACCGGGGUCAAGGUUCUGUCGCAGGAGGAACUCUCAGCAGGCCACCAAGCCUGGGCUCGGAAGGAGCAGUUUAAGGAGGCUGCCCCUGUCAGGCCACAGUUCGGGCUGAAGAUGCUGCAGAAGAUGGGCUGGUCUCCUGGGGAGGGCCUUGGCAAGAAUAAGGAGGGCACUCUUGAGCCUCUUCUGCUUGACGUCAAGAUGGACAAGAAAGAUUGUGUAAAUGGUGUUGAUCAUGAGCAGUUUAAGGAGGCUGCCCCUGUCAGGCCACAGUUCGGGCUGAAGAUGCUGCAGAAGAUGGGCUGGUCUCCUGGGGAGGGCCUUGGCAAGAAUAAGGAGGGCACUCUUGAGCCUCUUCUGCUUGACGUCAAGAUGGACAAGAAAGAUUGUGUAAAUGGUGUUGAUCAUGGGUAUAGCUACAUGUUUAAGGGCCUUGGGAACUAG
Penaeus indicus is the source of this 3562-nucleotide messenger RNA. Its product is annotated as protein SON-like. Gene Ontology annotation, molecular function: RNA binding. The record is from RefSeq and is a predicted model, not a curated record. Gene Ontology annotation, biological process: regulation of mRNA splicing, via spliceosome; regulation of cell cycle. Lineage: Eukaryota; Metazoa; Arthropoda; Malacostraca; Decapoda; Penaeidae. The transcript has 18 exons. Bases 29 to 3562 code for a protein of 1177 amino acids.